Molecule: messenger RNA, 6428 nt
Organism: Stomoxys calcitrans (stable fly)
Lineage: Eukaryota; Metazoa; Arthropoda; Insecta; Diptera; Muscidae
Gene: wnd
Product: mitogen-activated protein kinase kinase kinase 13
Exons: 8
Coding region: 1284-4550 (1088 amino acids)
Biological process (GO): protein autophosphorylation
Molecular function (GO): ATP binding; JUN kinase kinase kinase activity
Source: RefSeq, a predicted model, not a curated record
AAUAUGGGAGUAUAUAAACCACAAUCUAUCUCAUUAUCUCUCCAACUCAGUAACUCUCAUCUCAAUUCAUAUUUGCGAGUUGUGUUGUAGUGUGAAUAUGGUGGAGCCAACGACGUCUGGUGAUAAUGUUACUCGAUAAGGGGGAUAUAUAUAGGGAAAGGGGAGAGUAGCUUGAGCAAACGAACCCCCACACACAACAACGAUGUGGUGAUGUUGGUAACGACAGCUGGCGACGAAACCAGCAAGACCUCCAAAUGAAACCAAUCUCUGUGUGAGCAUAAUUCAGUAGACGUGCAAAUUCUCAGCAGAUCGGUUAUAUAUGAAUGGAUACGCGCUUGGUACACGUCACGUACAUGCUUUAACGAUCAGACAAAAUAACUACAACAACAAUUGUUCGAAACACAAAUCCAACAUUAAAAACGCCAAUACUUAUAUGGUAUUAAUAAAUAAGUGUUUUAAGAAUAUCGAUGAAGUAGUGUCCAUUCCAUAACAAAAAUCUAAAAAUAUAUAAAGUGUUAACUCAAAUAAAUUUGCAUCAUAACAAAAUUCCACAAAUUUGCAUUCUAAUCAAAAAACUUAAAUACUAAUACCUAUAUGCAAAUUCAUGGAGCAUUCAAGAACUUCGGAUGAGUCUAACUUCCCUGCGAUCACAGAAACUAAACCCCGUCUAUACCCAUCAAUUACUAUCAUAAAACAUAGUUCAUAACCGUUAUAACAAAGCCGCCAGCAAACAAACAACUGCCGGCGCAAUUUAAUCUACUCGUUUCCACCUGCAAACAACAUCAUAUGCUGCUGCUGCCAACGUCGGUAUUUGUCAACACAAACUCGCUGCUUACCUGUCCAAUAAGCUCCCAAUCGACCUUAUCGCGCAAAUUUGAGUUUUUGCUAAAAUCAAACAAAAACAUCAACAACAGCGAAAGCCAAAGAAAAGUAAAACCAAUACCAUUUCAAAAACAAAUCCCCACACAACCCCAGGAGCUUAGUAUUGUGACGACAGCACUUUGAAGCGAAGCAAAAAAAAAAUAUUAAAACAUCCACAUAUACAUUCAUACAAAUACCAUACAUAUGUUGUUGGUAUUUGCUUUAGAUCGAAUUCAACCCAUUUUCUACAGAGAUCUUAUUACCGGUUCCACGAUUGCAGCUAACGGCAGCAGCUACAAUAAGAAAAACACCAACACAACGACUACCAUAAUCGCAUAUACGAAGACAACGAAAUCAAACCCCAUCGUUCACAACAUCGUGAAUAUUGAGACGACCAUACAAACGAAUUUAAGAAUUUCAUCAUGGUCUUUUAUAUAUCGUUGUUUGGUAGACAUAUAGAACCGCCAGACAAAGUUUUGAAUGCAGAAAAAAGCAUUGCCUGUCUUCAAGAGGACUACGGUCACCUAGGCCUUGGCGGUCCUGCAGAUUUGCCUUAUAAACCUGAAAUUACUCAUCAACAUCAACACCAGCCUCACAAAAAUGUUGUCGUCGAUUUAAGCGACAGCAGUGCCGAAAAUACCUGCCAACACAGAUGGCCUCCCAAUGGGGGUACAUUUGGUCAUGCGGAUAAACCUAUAGGUUGGAUGUAUGGUUUGCUGGGAUGCAUGAAACCCGUGCUGUCGUUCAUUGGCAAGGCGGGUGUUAUUGAGAUUAAAAGUCAAAAACCAGAAGACUGGGAAAUUCCAUUUGAGGCCAUUUCCGAUCUACAGUGGUUGGGUAGUGGGGCACAGGGAGCGGUUUUCAGUGGAAAACUAAAAAAUGAAAUUGUGGCAGUGAAGAAGGUUAAGGAUGCCAAGGAGACGGAUAUAAAGCAUUUAAGGAAACUAGAUCAUGAGAAUAUCAUAAAAUUCAAAGGUGUAUGUACUCAAUCACCAGUUUAUUGCAUUAUCAUGGAAUUCUGUCCCUAUGGCCCUUUGCAAAAUAUACUCAAAGAGGAAGAGGUUAUGUUGCCGUCCCGUCUGGUUUCAUGGUCCAAGCAAAUAGCCUUGGGCAUGCAAUAUCUACAUUCUCACAAGAUUAUACACAGAGAUUUAAAGAGUCCAAACAUCCUUAUAAGUGCCGAACAAUUGGUGAAAAUCAGUGACUUUGGCACCAGUCGUGAAUGGAAUGAGAUCAGCACGAAAAUGAGUUUCGCCGGCACUGUGGCCUGGAUGGCUCCUGAGGUUAUACGCAAUGAGCCCUGUUCUGAAAAGGUGGACAUUUGGUCUUAUGGUGUAGUACUGUGGGAAAUGCUGACGUGCGAAAUUCCCUAUAAAGACGUGGAUUCCUCUGCCAUCAUUUGGGGUGUGGGCAAUAAUUCGCUGAAAUUGCCAAUACCCUCCAGUUGUCCCGAAGGUUUUAAGCUGCUGGUCAAGCUGUGCUGGAACACCAAACCCCGUAACCGUCCUUCGUUUAGACAAAUUUUAGCGCAUUUGGAAAUUGCUGGACCCGAGCUCUUGCGUAAAACCGAAAAACAAUAUUUCGAAACUCAGCGUUCGUGGAAGGAAGAGGUUCGAACCCAUAUGAAGGAGAUGACCCAAAAUGGCACAAGCAUACAUAAAUAUGAACAAGAUUUAAUACGAAAACGUACAGCAGAAUGGCGGCAUGCGCAGGACAUACGCAUGGUCUAUGAGGAUAAACUGGAGAAGACAAAUCGUUUGUAUUUGGAAUUGAGUGAAUGCAUGUCUCAGGUGCUAGAGAAAGAAAAGGAAAUUGCCGAGAGAGAAAAGAAAUUACCCGGAUAUAAACCCUCAAGACGUUUUGCUCCAACCUUACGUAAAAUGCAGUAUUACCGACGAAGACUUAAUGCACCACCCAUGAUGAUCACAGCGGCCUCUAGUAGCCAACAAACGCAACAACAAUCGUCCACGCCAAAUCCCGAAACCACACCAGAGAGUCCUGUCAAAUGCACUCUCUAUGCUCAAUUAGAUGGCAGCACUUCCCAACCAAAAUCAUUUUGUGUGGCCACACAAAAACCCAAGAAAUCGCGUCAUCGUCGAGUGGGUUCGGGCACUUUUGCCAGUGCCGCACCUAAAUAUAGCCCCUGCCGCGAUCGUCGCUACCAAAGUGAGCCCGAGAAUCGCAAGGGUAAAAUGGUAGACACCGAAACGCAAACGGAUGCCAUGGAUGUCAGCGAGACAGAUUUGAGUCCUAGUGCUUACUUUCCUUCACGAGACAUUGCCACGUUACUUAAUCACUGCCCCCUAUCAUCACAACCCAUAGAUGUACCCAUGGUCUCACACCGAGACUCUAGACAACCAGCCAACCCUCCAACGGUAAUGCCCUCUCAGCAUCAUCCGAAUCAGGCUUUCCAACACUUGGCCGAACAGCGACUACAACAGCAAGGUGUUCUAUAUAAUCAAUCACCCCUAACGAUAACACCUACAAGUCCCAAUGGCAACGGCUCAUUAACCACCAGCGAUGUCACCUUCCAAGACGCUUGCUCUAGUCCCGACCAACUUUUGGACGAUGUCAUGAAUAGCAAUGAGCGCUUAGAUUUGGCCGAUUGUUGUAGUGAUAAUGAAAAUCUUGAGAGGCUGGGCCGCAAAGUUAUUGAACUGAUCAAUGAAAAUCGACUUUCCAUGCAAUCAUCAACGUCCACCACAUCGGCAGUAGGAACUUCAACGGCAGCAAUAACACCACCCAUGACGGCGGCGGCACAGAAUCAAAAUGCCACCGUUACGGCAAUGCCAAUUAUGUCACAACCUUUAACUCCAGAAAAUGGUAACUCGGAACAUUCGAUGGUAAUGCGAGACGCUACCGAUGGUAACGAACCACCCAUAGAAAUUCGAACACCCCGAUUAUUGCGUUGUGCCAGUCUACAUAGAAAUUCUAUGCGCCAGCAGUCCAGUAGUGGCAUUGGAGGAGUUGAUGCCACAAAUGCAAAUGGUGAAUCAAAUGAGGAUUUCUGUAAUGAUAGUUGGUCAGAUGAAGAGGGUGAAGAUACCGAUUACAAUUAUUCGUUGAGGAGAAGAAGUAUUGGUCGCCUUCCCAUAGGUCGCGGUAUGCGGCCACGACGCUGCUAUAAAACUCCCAUGACACCGAAAAUGCCUAUACAGCACAAACGCAAUACCAUCAAUAUUUCGGAUGAGGAAAACACCUCCGAAUACAGUCGUUCGCCAUCAAGUCAACAUUCAACGCUCGAAAGUAAUCCUGAUAUGCCAGAGGCAUUACAACAGAUGGCGGCAGCUGGUGUAAAAGCAACAACAGUAAAUCAAACCAUAAUUAAAACAACGACUUCGUACUCUGAAACGGAAUCCAGUGAUACCGAAUCGGGAGAAGAUGAAGAAGACGAAGAAUCCUAUGACUUGCCAACGGUAGCAUCAUCAUCAUUAGCGGCCAUACAACGACAAGAACACUCGGCAGCCACAAGUGCUAAAAAGAAAUCUUCAGCCAGAACUAAUUCCACAAAUGCUUCCUUCAAUCAUCAUGAUCAUCACGACAAGAGUAGUAGUAUUAAUAGUAGCAGUCGCAGUAGGAAUAGUAAGACGGUAGUCAACAAUACCAGGCAACAACAAAAGCGCAAUGACAAAAACAAUAUUAUCUCAAUACCGACUUAUGAGAAGAAUGGAGCCAUAAAUAUGGUUUGAAAAUAAUUAUCUCAAAAACUUAUAACACAGGUAAAAUAACUAAUGGAAUUUUUCAUAUAAAGAGCUUACCAUAAAAGCAUGGUAUUUUUAUUGUUUUCCAUGGUUUAAGACAUCCCUGGUCAUGGCAAAGAAAUAGCCUCAUUUCCUUACAAUGAAGUAACAUCUUGAAUCGAUUUUUUGGGUAGAGAGACAUGUAAAAUUAACUAAACUAAACAUUUUUCGAAAUACCUACACCUUUAAUAGAGUAACAUAGCAUUUUCUCUCACGCGCUAGCGCGGUGUGUUAGUAAGUUGUGUCACCUGCCACAAACACAAAGUAGAAAGGCUGCCAUGAACAUUUAGAAUGCCAAAAUGUGCUGAUUGAAAAUGUCACCCUAAACAAACAAAGCGUUAUUAAGGUUUUUUCUUGUUUGUGUCAUUUUCAAACCGCCAAUUUUUAUAUACUCAAUGUAAACAAAGAUAAGAACCCUAAUGGCGAGUACUGUCAACAUUUAAUAUCAGCUGAUCGCUUUCCUCUAACUUCUUUAGUGAAUUAUGUUUUGCCUAAUUUUUCAUUCAGUACAAAUUUGGUAAUGCAUAAUAGGGAAUAUAUGCCGAUUAGUGCCCGCUCUAUUCGUAUUCGACGUACAUACGACAAGUCUUAUGAAUACAGAAAGUGACGGCUCAUAUGACAUAUCUUAUCGUCUAAUGACAGCUUUACGAAACUUUCAAUAUAACACCAAGAAGGCAGAGUCAUGCCCCCCACUUCGUUGCAAUUUUUGCACGUUUGUUUUGGUUUUGCAAAGAUUUUAAAUGUAAAAUGCUUGUGGCACGAUGAUUUCUGCUACAACAUCCAAUAGUUUUACCAUGUAUGGUCAGAAUCGAUCCCUUACCUGAUGUAACUACCAUUCAAACCGAUCUCUCGAUAUGACUUCAUGAGCGCCUUCGGGAAGCAAUUCUUAUCUGAAUAUAGAAAAAAAUCUGGUUGUGACCUCCAUUAGCCUUUUUCAGUCUCUUCCUACAAAAAUAAAUCGUGCACGGUACAUACAUGCAUGGUGGAGGGUAUAUAGGUUUCGGCGCAGCACUACCUCAUUAGGUCCUCUAAAAGCUCUAUCACACUACAUGUUCUUGUCUUAUAACAUGUUACUUUUUAUGUAUCAUUCGUAUUUCAUUAUGUGUGUCAAAAUUGCCAAUUUACAUACGAUUCAUCAUUUUUGCUAUCACGCUAUUAUGUUAUUUUUGUAUGACAUAACCUAAAAAUGUGAGCAAAAGCUUAUUUUAUGGCUGCAAAUUGUUAAAGUUGUGAAAACAUUUUAAAUUGAGGUUGCUUUCAUUCAACUUACAACAAAAACAGCAGCUUUCUUUAUGUUUUUGUCAGAAAGAAUAGAGCACCGCUUUAAUCGAAAAAAUAACAGACUAUUUUGAAAAGUGAUUUUUAUGUGUUAGUUUUAUUCGUAUCGCACAAUGUGUGCAACUUAAACAUUAGCAAAAUUUGACAUGUCAUAAGACAAGAACGUGUAUGGUGAUGGCACCUUAAGUAAAGCCCUGUUACCUUCUGUUUAACGUUAAAAGCUGACUAUGCACCUCUAGCGAAAGUUUCAGUUGCAACCAAAACAUUUAUGUCGCCACUGAAAAAUAGCUGUGUAGAAUAACCAGAUGGCGACAAACAUCGAUUUAUAGUUUUGGCCGAAUUUUAAUCAUUUUGGCUAAUAAAGUACAUAUGUGCCGUAAUUUAUCGUUUUUAUUUGCAAAUAACUUUAUUUAAUGUUGCAUGGAGCUAUUAAAACAUAAAUUUUCACUAGAAGUUGCAAGAAAAAUUCACCAAUGGCUAUUAUGUCGCCCUGUUACGCAAAGAAAUUUGAGCUGCGUACCUGCAGGCGAAAUUUUCGGCAACGGUGCU